This is a messenger RNA of Cuscuta europaea, 848 nucleotides long. The record is from the annotation of a GenBank genome assembly. Lineage: Eukaryota; Viridiplantae; Streptophyta; Magnoliopsida; Solanales; Convolvulaceae.
CCUCAUGCUUGAGAAGAUUGGAGUGCUGACACAGAAUAAAAAUGUGUUGAUCAAAGCUAAGAAGGUCACAUAAUUUUAUCUAUAAUCAUGGAUGGGUUUUGCAUCUUAUGAGGAAAUAUAUCGGGAAAAACGUAGUUCGUCCAGGCCUCAUGAGGUUUGCUACUGCAUUCUUGACUUUAGAUUGCAUGGCCACGGUAAAAGAUACCCUGCAAAGAAUGUUUGUUUCUAAACAAUGGACUUCAAGUCAUUAUGCAAAUUUAGUUGAGGGGAAGGAGGUUAAAAAGAUUGUGAUGGAUGACAACUUUUUGGCCUGGGGUUGCUUACUUAAUAAAAACAACAAGACCAUUAACAAAGCGGAUGCACAAGUGGAUAAAUAUCGAUACAAGCGUAGACUUUUUUGAAUGAGGGCAGCUCAAAAUUCAUAUAAAACACGUUCCCCAGUGGAAUGGUGGGAUCAAUUUGGAGAUCAUAUUCCAGAACUACGGGCUUUUGCGGUCAAAAUUCUUGGCUUGACGUGUUCUUCCUCAGCUUGUGAACAAAAUUGGAGCACAUUCAAUCAAGUCCAUACAAAGAGAAGGAAUCGUCUUUCAACCAUUAAGUUGAAUAGUUUGGUAUUUAUAAUGUUCAAUAAGAAUUUGAAGUUUCGGAAGAGCCGAUUACAAAAGAAAGAGGAUAAUUUGAUCUUCAAAAAUAUAUCAUCGGAUCUGAUGAUGAGUGGAUUGCUUAACUGAAUGCAAAUGAUGGAGAAAGUGCGGAUGCACGUGAUGAACUUGCACUAGUUGUUGAUGAAAUGGACAACGAAUUCAGAGGGGUGGACUUACGGUUGGAACUGAAGAAGAUAAUGAGGC